Molecule: messenger RNA, 1584 nt
Organism: Adineta steineri
Lineage: Eukaryota; Metazoa; Rotifera; Eurotatoria; Adinetida; Adinetidae
Source: the annotation of a GenBank genome assembly
AUGGAACGUUUAACCACGUGUCCUAUAUGUUUGGAUAAAUUUCGUAUUCCAAAAGUUUUACCAUGUAUGCAUACAUUUUGUUUAACACCAUGUCUAACAAAUUUAGUGGAUCCAAGAGCACGUUCAUUUCGUUGUCCAGAAUGUCGUCGAGAACAUCAAAUACCACCAGGUGGUGUUCAAUCUUUUCCUUCGAAUUUAACAAUGAUUGGAUUUCUUGAACUUCCACCACCAACAGCAAUUACUGAUAUACCUGAUCGUUGUUUUAUUUGUAAAGAACAAAAAUCAACAUUAAUUAAAUGUAAUGAUUGUUCGAAAUUUCUUUGUACGAAUUGUCGUGAACCUCAUUUACGUGAAGCAAUUAAUAAUAUAAAUUCUUCCGUCAGUCAACUUCGUCAUACAUUACCAAAAUUAAAUGAUACAUUAGCUUCGUAUACAAAACGAGUUAAUGGUGUUACAGCUAAUCAUAAUCAAAUUCGACGAGAAAUAACACAAACGAUAGCUACUUUAAUUGAAGAAUUAAAACAUCGUGAAACAGCAUUAUUAACUGAAACUGAAGUGUAUAUGCAAUCACAAUUAAGAACAUUUCGUAUUCAACAAGAAACUGCUGAAGUUGAAUUAGCAAGUGUAGCAAGUUUUUGCGACUCAGUAACAGCAUCAAUUUCACAUGGACAAUUAAUGAACGAUACAGAUAUAGCAAAUAUCCGAUCACAAACUAAUCUUUAUUCACAACAAGUUGGUGCUUUACGAACACAAAUGCCAAAUGAUAUGCAGAAGCUGCGACUUGCAUUUGAUAAUCAAGCAUCUAUUUCAUCAUCUAUACAAAAUUUUGGUCAAUUUGUUGAUCUAUCUACAGAACAACAUCAUCAACAACAACAACAACCACGGUUUUCUUCAGCACCAUAUCCAUCACCUUCAACACACUACACUGGAACAUCAAGAAAUUCAAUGAAUGCACAAGAACAAUCAAGACAAAAUCAAUAUUCCCGCCCUACACAAAAUUCAUUCAAUGGAAAUAUGAAUAAUUCAUGGGCAGAUCAUAGUUUAACAAUACCUGCUCGAAAUAAUGCAUCACCUUUUGGAACUUCAAGAAAUUCACAAACGUUACCUCGUUCAAAUCCAUUUUCAAGUAAUAAUUCUCGAUCUGCUCAACGAGCAUCACUUCCAGCACCAGAACCAUUACCACGGCGUAAUUAUGUUACAAGUACGAAUGCAGCACGAUCACUCGAAGGAGAUGAUCGACCAAUCUUUGGUGGUCGUGGUAAUGGUGGUGGUGGUGGUGGUGGUGGUGGUGGUGGUGGUGGUGGUGGUGGUGGUGGUGGAGCUGCUAUUGCUAACAGAGGAAGAGCUCGAUAUGGUGCUUUAGUACCAAUUCAUGAACAAGUACCUUUAACAACUAAUUUAGAACGACGCGGUACAUUUAUACUUGAUGAACCUAGUUUACCAAAUUUACCACAAUCCGGUGCACAACGACCUCGUGAUACAGUUGUUAUUGAAGAGCUCUAUAAUGUUCGACGAAAAAAUCGUGCUCGAACACCCGUUGCUUUUACUGUUAACCUCAAUGAGGCACGAUCAUCAACUUCAUAA